Molecule: messenger RNA, 3585 nt
Organism: Rhagoletis pomonella (apple maggot)
Lineage: Eukaryota; Metazoa; Arthropoda; Insecta; Diptera; Tephritidae
Product: pyridoxal-dependent decarboxylase domain-containing protein 1
Exons: 9
Coding region: 325-2871 (848 amino acids)
Biological process (GO): carboxylic acid metabolic process
Cellular component (GO): intracellular membrane-bounded organelle
Molecular function (GO): pyridoxal phosphate binding; carbon-carbon lyase activity
Source: RefSeq, a predicted model, not a curated record
GUCAGCAUAAAACAAGUCCACAAUAAUAAACCAGUGAAAAUUCUGACGACGACAGCACUAGAAUUGGAGCAGAAACUAGAACUCGAAAAAACUGCUAACGUCAACAUCAACUGGGCCCCAGAGCACCAACUGGAUAAACAAUUCCAUAAAUACCACUUCGAUACAAUAACAAUUUCCUUCGCCGGUUAACGCGUACGUAGAAUCAAUUGUGGUGCCACGAAAAUACGUGGUGCGUUUGAAAACAGCAAGAAAAUUAUAGAUUACAAAACCAGCUAAAGUGGAGCAAUAUUUCCGUGAGAGUAAACAUACAACGCAACGAGUAGAAUGUCGGGCGCCGAUGACGAGAUGAAGGAGCCACGCGUUGCAGAAAUUGCCGCAUCCAGCAUACGCUCCGGUUUGGCUGAGCUAGAAUUGAAGUCAGCGCAUGUUUUACGUGGUCUGGAAAAUGUCAAAACUGCGCCAGUUGCUGAGACACCCGAAACUAUGCCGGAAGCUGCGGCAGACGCCGUUGACGGUGGUCGGCCUAACAUAGAAAACGGGCCUGACUCGCCGCUACUUACGCCAGCAACGCCAAAGCACACAACACUACUAUAUGGUGACUGCAAGCCACCAGCUGAUAUACUUAAGUCCCUCGAAACACUCAUCGCGUACUCUGACUCCGAUGAUGAUCCAGAAUUUCCACUCCCCGGCCUGGAUGAUGUGGCACAAUUGGCGCUAAUUUCGCACAGCAUUGUCGCCUAUCUAACGCACUUGGAUCGCCAGCACUUGGUACGUGUGUCGAGCAGCAUUGCCGGCGACACCACACGCUGGCUGGGCGCACUCUUUCGCUUCCUCGAUCCGGGUAGUAGUUUUCACACAGACAAUGCAGACGCCAUAUUACGCACUGUGCGUUUAGCGAUAGUGGCGCGUUGUCCAGGCUACCUCGAGGGUGGUAUACCAGCUUUGGCGCAUCCAUGCUUCUACAUCUCGGAGAAUACAACACCGCUGCGUCUGCAAUAUGCUUGCCGUCAGCUUGGCAUACCAUUGGAUGCGAUACGCCUAAUACCGGCCAAUAGCACUUUCGGUACAAUGGAUUUGUCAUUGCUGCUGAAGCAGGUGCAGGCGGAUUUAAGCGCUAAUCGUACACCGCUGCUGGUAGUAGCAGAUGUGGGUGCCUCAAUAUGCGGUUACGUGGAUAACUUGCAGCGCAUGAACGACAUUUGUCGGACGCACAACAUUUGGUUACAUGCCACUGGACAUGGUUUGGCGGCGCUGGCGUGCGCUCAGGGACCAAAUACGAUCAGCGGUAUUGUUGACUCUAUCGUUUUGAAUUUGGGCAGUUGGUUAGGCGUACCUAGCCUACCCAUAGUGCUCCUUCAUCGCCAAUUGCAAAACUCUGCAUUAGCCGCCUUCGAAUCGGAUCCAAUUAUUUCGCGCCGCCUCCAUUCGCUUUCGCUGUGGACCAGUUUGCAGGCUUUGGGACGCGAUGCGAUAGCCGAACGUAUACAUGUAGCAUUCCAAACUUGUAGUAUUCUCUUCGAGAUCACAUCCAAGUGCGAGGGUGUGCGCGUGGUGAGCCGCGCACCAGGCGCCCAAUCGGGCACCACACUCAACGAUGUCAUUAAUAAGCCGUUAGACGCUAAUUUGCUCUUCGAGACCGUGGCAUCUGUAGUUGUAUUUCAAUUUGAUGGUAGCGCCACUAUACCGACAGCGGUCGGCAAAACUGAUAGCGAGCAUUUGAGCGCGUUGGAGAACAGUAGCAAGGCGUUGGAGAAGAGUGGAAAUGCUUCAUAUUUUGAUCGCUUAAAUUCGUGGUUGGGACAGAUUCUACAACGCGACUGCCCUAAUUUUGAUUUCGAAAUCAUUGAGCAUCCCACACAAGGCACUUGCAUACGCUAUUGCCCCCUGGAAUUGGGAUUGGGCGAGCAGCCACCAACAUCGGAAAAUUUGGAAAGUUUCGCACAGAAUCUCGAAGGCAAUGUGGAUAUUUUACGUGCUACUAUUAAACAUAAAGCAACAUUUAUACAAUUAGUUGAGAAAAGCGAUGUGCUACGUCUGGUCAAUCUGCCUGAAUGGGCGGGUAUGGGUGGUGUACGUUUUGUGCCCGAAGGUUGGGAAUCACUGCUGACCGAUCAAGCCAAAACGGAGUUAAAUAAGCUAAACGCGGAUCUCGUUGAUGCUUUGAAGUCAACCGAUAAUGCCUUCUCGCUGGGCGAGGGCACAGAUGGACUGAUCUGUGUGCGCUUUGGCAUGGUCACACAUGAAACGGAUGUCGACGAGUUGCUCGAUUUGGUCGUUUCGGUGGGUAAAAGUGUGCAGGAAAAUUCAAGGGUGUUGGAUACAAUGUCGGAAAUAGUGAAAAAGGGCAUCGAAGCUGCGACAGCCGAUUUGCAGCGUGAAACCGAGGAAAAAAUGUGGCAAGAGGGCAUCUUACGUCAUGUGCCUGUUGUAGGCCGCGUCUUCAAUUGGUGGUCACCGCCUGCCAAGGAGACUGGUGGCAUCAAAGGACGUAGUCUCAAUCUAACACAAGGUGUUGUCGAAAGCACAGAAAAUAUUUACAGAUAUCACAUGCAAAUGUCUGGCUCGCCACACCAAGCUGGACGUUCGCCACCCACGCCCAUGGUACAAACGCCUGUCAUCUCUGCUGCCAAUGCAGUGCCCCCUGUUUUUCCCGAUCCAACAUCACAAGUGCAAACAUCACCAGUACAAGAACAACAACAACAACAGCAGCAGCAGCAAACGCAACAGCCAAAUGCGAAUAAUGUCGAUGAAGGCUGUAAUAGUCAUGCGCGCAAUACAAGCCAGAGUAGUGGUCAAUCUUCGGUGCCUGAACUGGUACCAGUCAAUGUGAAUGCGAUUGCGAAUACAAAUACAAUAAAUAAUGGAAAGUAAUUCAAUAGUAAUUAGAUAUGUAUAUUGUGAAUUACAAGUACUUUAAUGUAAUGCAAUGAUAGCAAGCCUUGUUUUCAGCUAAGGAAACGGCGUAUUAUUUUAAAAUAUCUUGGAGCUUGAAUAUGCGUCAGGCUCACUUCAAGUUUAAAAGUGUUUAUUAACGUCGCAAGCUUCUCUUAGUUAUUACAUAGAGAUAGAAGGCAUAGAACAUAAUAGAAAGCAUUUUUGUAUUUUUGGCAAAAUUGUGCAGUAGUAAGAAAAAUACACAAAACAAAUGCAUUGAAGAGCAACGAACUUCCGGAAAUGAUCAACAAAAAAACUAAACCCACAAAUAAACAAAUGUUAAAAUGUAAUAAUGUGCAAUUAUUUAAGAUCAUUUUUGAGUUAACCAAAGUUCGGUAGCCUGAUUGUAGCGCGUAUGUUAAUUGACGGGUUACAAAAUCGGUAAAUCGCGGAAUCCCCGAAUGUAUUAUUUAUCAAUAUUUUUAUGUAUGAACAUAUGUAUGUACAUUUUAUUUAUAGAUACAUACAUUUUAUCACUUGUAUUAAUUUACGUGUACCAUACUUUAAUUUCAUUAUGGAAUUUAAUUUACAAAACACGCAAAAAACAAACAAGCCAGCCAGCAGCUGAAUAAAGAAAUGCGUCUCAAGCAACUGGCGCACAAUUUUUUCUCUAACGAAAAGUACACAAAAUCAUUCCUUUAACUUUUAUUU